Molecule: messenger RNA, 210 nt
Organism: Aureococcus anophagefferens
Lineage: Eukaryota; Pelagophyceae; Pelagomonadales; Pelagomonadaceae
Exons: 1
Source: RefSeq, a predicted model, not a curated record
AUGGACAUUCUCACCGUCGACGACGACGACGACGACGCCGCGCGCAAGCGCGUCAAGCUGGACGCGGCGCCGCCAUCGUGCUUCCACUGCGGCGCGGCGCCGGCGACGAACCGCUGCUCGCGGUGCAAGGCCGUCCACUUCUGCUCGCGUGCCUGCCAGCAGUCGGCCUGGCCGCAGCACCGGCGGACCUGCGCGCCGCCGAAGCGGUCC